This is a messenger RNA of Mycotypha africana, 192 nucleotides long. RefSeq lists its product as uncharacterized. The transcript has 2 exons. Gene Ontology annotation, biological process: copper ion transport. Lineage: Eukaryota; Fungi; Mucoromycota; Mucoromycetes; Mucorales; Mycotyphaceae. Gene Ontology annotation, molecular function: copper chaperone activity; metal ion binding. The annotation marks the transcript as partial. The record is from RefSeq and is a predicted model, not a curated record. Gene Ontology annotation, cellular component: cytosol.
UACAAAUUCAACGUUGAAAUGAGCUGUUCUGGUUGCUCCAAUGCUGUUAACCGAGCUCUAACUAGACUUGAAGGCGUCAAGAAUGUCGACAUUAGUUUAGAAAAGCAAGAAGUUGUUGUUGAUACUGAGCUUCCUCGCGAAACUGUCCUCGCCGCUAUCAAGAAGACUGGCAAAAAUGUCAAGGAAGAAUAA